Molecule: messenger RNA, 1722 nt
Organism: Lathyrus sativus (Indian pea)
Lineage: Eukaryota; Viridiplantae; Streptophyta; Magnoliopsida; Fabales; Fabaceae
Source: the annotation of a GenBank genome assembly
AUGAGUUUGUUGAAAACUGCUUUUGUUUGGUGUUUCUGGUUGGGACUGUUGGAGUUAUCAUAUGGAGCAAGAAUCAGACACUACAACUUUGAUGUGGAAUACAUGAUCAAAAAACCAGAUUGUUUAGAACAUGUUGUGAUGGGAAUCAACGGUCAGUUUCCAGGUCCAACUAUUUCAGCUCAAGUUGGUGACACUCUUGCCAUUGCACUCACCAAUAAGCUUUUUACAGAAGGAACUGUUAUUCACUGGCAUGGAAUCAGACAGCUUGAUACUCCUUGGGCUGAUGGAACUGCUGCAAUAUCUCAGUGUGCUAUAAAUCCAGGAGAAACUUUUCAUUACAGAUUCAAAGUUGACAGGCCUGGAACAUAUUUCUACCAUGGACACUAUGGUAUGCAAAGAGCAGCAGGGCUAUAUGGUUCUUUAAUAGUAAAUUUACCAGAGAAUCAAACGGAGCCGUUUCAUUAUGAUGGUGAGUUUAACUUGCUUCUUAGUGAUUUGUGGCACACAAGUUCACAUGAACAAGAGGUUGGUCUUUCUUCUGCUCCAAUGAGAUGGAUUGGUGAACCACAGUCACUGCUCAUCAAUGGACGAGGACAGUUUAACUGCUCCCUAGCAGCUAAAUUUGUGAACACUUCCCUACCCCAAUGCAAUUUCAAAGGUGGUGAAGAAUGUGCCCCUCAGAUUCUUCAUGUGGAGCCAAAAAAAACCUACAGAAUUAGGAUUGCUAGCACAACGUCAUUAGCUUCACUUAACUUGGCCAUUUCAAAUCACACACUUAUUGUAGUAGAAGCAGAUGGAAACUACGUGCACCCAUUCGCCGUCAAUGACAUCGACAUCUACUCCGGCGAAACCUAUUCAGUCCUUCUCACAACAGAUCAAGACCCAAACAAAAACUACUGGCUCUCAAUUGGCGUCAGAGGACGAAAACCAAACACAUCACAAGCCCUAACAAUCCUGAACUACAAAACAAUCUCCGCCUCCGUUUUCCCAACUUCACCUCCGCCAGUAACUCCAUUAUGGAACGAUUUCGAACGUAGCAAAGCCUUCACAAAACAAGUCAUUUCCAAAAUGGGAACACCACAGCCUCCAAAAUAUUCAAACCAGAAAAUUCUCCUCCUCAACACACAAAACUUGAUCGGUAAUUUCACUAAAUGGUCCAUCAACAAUGUUUCAUUAGCAUUACCAGUUACACCUUACAUAGGAUCAUUCAAGUUUAAACUAAAAAACACGUUUGAUAGAAAACCGCCACCAAGGACUUACCCGAUCGACUACGACAUAUUUAAGAAUCCGGUUAACCCGAACACAACUACUGGUAACGGUGUUUAUGUUUUUCAGUUAAACGAUGUUGUUGAUGUUAUACUACAGAAUGCAAACCAGUUAAACGGGAAUGGUAGUGAGAUUCAUCCUUGGCAUUUGCAUGGACAUGAUUUUUGGGUUUUGGGGUAUGGAGAAGGGAAAUUCAAACCCGGAGUUGAUGAGAAGAAGUUUAACUUGACGCGCGCGCCUUUGAGGAACACUGCGGUUAUAUUUCCAUAUGGUUGGACAGCGUUAAGGUUUAAGGCUGAUAAUCCUGGUGUUUGGGCGUUUCAUUGUCAUAUUGAACCUCAUUUGCAUAUGGGAAUGGGUGUUAUUUUUGCUGAGGGUGUUCAGAAAAUUGGGAGAGUUCCUCCACAAGCUCUUACUUGUGGUGCUACUGCGAGGUUUGUAAGCAAUGGACACUAA